This is a messenger RNA of Brassica napus (rape), 1201 nucleotides long. RefSeq lists its product as uncharacterized. Lineage: Eukaryota; Viridiplantae; Streptophyta; Magnoliopsida; Brassicales; Brassicaceae. The transcript has a single exon. The record is from RefSeq and is a predicted model, not a curated record. The coding region runs from base 437 to 922 and encodes 161 amino acids.
ACUUAUAGAGAGUUAAUCACCAAAAUAAUUCGUCUUGAACUAUAUAGCAGAAUUCAAUCUCUCAACUUUAAAAAAACUUUCAACUUUCACAUUUUCUGUAAAUGAAAUCCGGUUUAGAAUUACAAAUGGAAGAAUGUUUGAACAUAUAAAGCUACAAAAGUGUAAACUAGCUAAAACGGAAAAUUAGAGUCGACUAAUUGAGAAAUUAAUUGUCUAAAAAUAGUAAAUAAAUAUGCUCAGCCCAUAUGAAAAGAUCUUCCUUAUUAUCACAAGAAGAAAAGAGAAGAGAAACUUAUUGUAGCAGUUGAACUAUAAAACUAACAGAGAAGGAAAAAAAAAACAGAGCAACGAGUCCAACAAAACACGAACUGUGUGUCCUAUCUAUCUCAUUGGUCCUCUUCUCCUUUCUACUUUCUUGUUUCUUGAUCCUAGAAAAAUGGCUCUGAACAGAGUGUGUUCCGAAGAAUUUAGUUUUCCAUUGCUCGCUUCCCGAGUUUCCGGCAUCGGUUCACCUCCACUGUGGAAACCCUCGCCGGAGAGAGGUUGGGCGAGACCAGUCAUCGGAAGGGACGGUGAUAACGAUCUGUCGAAGAGCUUCUCUUAUGUGGAAAGAAGGAGAAGUCUUUGGACAGAUAAAGCAGAGGAGAAAAUGGAUAUGUUGUGGGAAGAUCUUAACGAAGAACUGCCCCCGAGGAGAAGCCAGAGUCUUAGGAACGAGCUCAGCGGAGAUGGUGGAGAGAAGAAAUCGUCUUUGUUAAUCGACGAGAGUUCCGCCGUGGCCGUGGGAUGCGGGAUGAAGUUAACGAAGCAGAAGAAGAAGAAGAAAAGUCCGAACGUGUUGGUGUUGAUGAGGGUUUUGAAGAAGCUUCUUGUUUUACGAAGUUCGUCUCAGAGAUCGCCGGCCAAAACUCAUCCGCGGUGAAUGCUCUCAUAACUUUGAAUUGAGGGGUUCUUCUGUAGAAUUCAAAAGCUACGUGUCUUUUGUGGAGAUUGAUACUUUAAUUGUCUCAAAAAAAAAAGCAAAACAAAUGAAUUUAUAAGGUAAAAAAAUAGAAGAGGGUUAGAAUAAGAGGGUUCAAAUAGCUAAUAGUAUUUUUUUUUUUUUUUGUUUCACAUAAAGGUAAAUUUUAUAAAGCUUGCAUUAAGUUUGGUUAUUAUGAUUUUACCGCCAGAAUACAUUAGUUCUAUUUGAAGCAUUCUA